UUUUUUCUGAAAUGGAUAACACUUGCAAAGUGUAGAAUUGUGAAAUUGUUGAGUUGACAAUUUGUGAGUGGACACCUGUACAUUCAUUCCUCUUCCAUUUCACUAGGCAAUCAGACCUUGAGUUGAGAAAUCAAAGCCCCAACCGCCAAAUUCCGGCUGAAUUGGGUUCAAUCCGAUCAUCACAAGGCAUGUCUUCUCAUGAGAGAGCGGUGCGGUGGCUAUUGUCCUUUCUUCUCGUCGGGUUAGGGUUUCGGAUUCAAUUCGGGACCGCAUUGAAGGUGCCUGUUCGAUUCACCGACGUGCUCCCCGUGCUGCCGCGUCAGGUCUCGUGGCCUGUGCUCAACAACAUCCACAGCGCCGUCGACUUGCUUCCGCAGUAUAUCGGCUCCUUGGCGCCCGAAAACGGCACGAUUAACUGGAACGGCUCCUGUUUCUUCGACAAUCAAGCCAGGAUCGAGCUCACCGGCACCGGUGAUAGGGGAAUUGGUGGCGGCGUCAUCCACCUCUCGACUGCCGCUGCGCAUAGCUGGUCGUGCAUGGAUUUGUAUGUAUUUGCAACUCCUUACAGGGUCACUUGGGAUUACUAUUUCUCUGCUCGAGACCACACACUGGAAAUUGAAUCAUGGGAGGAACCUGCCGAAAUAGAAUAUGUAAAGCAGCAUGGGAUCUCUGUUUUUCUUAUGCCAUCCGGAAUGCUUGGGACAUUCCUUUCGUUGGUUGAUAUCCUGCCGCUAUUUUCAAACACUGGAUGGGGUCAGAGUGCUAAUCUAGCUUUCCUGGAAAAACACAUGGGUGCAUCAUUUGAAAAACGCCAUCAACCAUGGCGUACUACAAUCAAUCCAGCAGAUGUGCAUUCUGGUGACUUCUUAGCUGUUUCAAAGAUCCGUGGACGCUGGGGUGGAUUUGAGACACUGGAAAAGUGGGUCACUGGUGCAUUUGCUGGACAUACAGCUGUAUGCUUGAAGGACGAAAUGGGUAAUCUUUGGGUUGGUGAAUCCGGACAUGAAAAUGAAAAGGGUGAAGAAAUUAUUGCUGUAAUUCCUUGGGAUGAAUGGUGGAAUAUGGCACUCAAGGAUAGUUCUAAUCCACAAAUUGCGCUGUUACCCCUACAUCCCGAAUUACGUGCUAAGUUUAACAACACUGCAGCCUGGGAGUAUGCUCGGCAGAUGUCAGGCAAGCCAUAUGGUUAUCACAACAUGAUCUUUAGUUGGAUUGACACUGUAGCUGAUAAUUACCCUCCACCACUAGAUGCUCACUUGGUCAUUUCUGUCAUGUCUAUGUGGACUAGAAUGCAGCCAGCAUAUGCUGCAAACAUGUGGAAUGAAGCUCUUAACAUGCGGCUUGGGACAAAGGAUCUUGGCCUGCAUGAAAUUCUAGCUGAGACAGAAAAGCGAGGCAUAACUUUCGAUCAGUUACUAACUAUCCCAGAACAGGAUGAAUGGGUUUACAGUGAUGGUAAGUCUACAACGUGUGUGGCCUUUAUUCUGGCUAUGUAUAAAGCGGCUGGAGUAUUUGGUCCAGUAUCCAAUUCCAUCCAAGUAACCGAGUUCACAAUCAGAGAUGCUUACAUGCUCAAAAUAUUUGAGAACAACGCAACAAGAUUUCCACAUUGGUGUAACAAUGAAGUGGACCAGCUGCCGUUCUGCCAGAUCUUGGGUGAGUAUAAAAUGGAACUUCCACUCUACAACACUUUGGAGGCAUAUGCCCAGAUGAACGAGCGCUGCCCGUCUCUACCCCCAACUUAUGAGAGGCCUCUUCAGUGUUGAAUACGAUUGAUUAUAUGUAAGAAUAUUCGUCCCCCCCGAAACUCCAGGCUAGUAUCGUCUUGGCUUAAAAACACGUUGUGCUUUCAAUUUUCCUUUAUCAAAGUGUAGAUAUUGGCGGGGAAUGCUGAAUGAAGAGUCUCCCUCCCUAUUAGGAGUAUUACACUCCGAUAACAAUUUUAUGCUUGCAGAUUAAUCCUAUAGAUCUAGAACACGUUUAAUAGCAUGUAAAUGAAUUGAAUCCUAAACGUGCAGCUAUGAAUUCAAAAUUCAGAGAUUAAUUUUUGAA
Molecule: messenger RNA, 2052 nt
Organism: Salvia splendens (bonfire salvia)
Lineage: Eukaryota; Viridiplantae; Streptophyta; Magnoliopsida; Lamiales; Lamiaceae
Exons: 7
Coding region: 189-1766 (525 amino acids)
Source: RefSeq, a predicted model, not a curated record